Molecule: messenger RNA, 509 nt
Organism: Cricetulus griseus (Chinese hamster)
Lineage: Eukaryota; Metazoa; Chordata; Mammalia; Rodentia; Cricetidae
Source: RefSeq, a predicted model, not a curated record
ACAGACCACAAGCAACAUUCAGAGGCCUCCAGGGCCCUCUCCUGGAUAAACCAAUCCCACUACCCCCGGCCAUUAAAGUGGAAAAAGGGGGGUCUUCUGUCUGGAAUGCUCAAGAGCGAAGGCCAAGCCCAUCAUUACCCAUCUUAGAGUUCCAGCCACAUGUGGGGUCUAGCCAUGCAGCAAUCAUCCAGAAGCCCCUAAGGAUUGUCUACAGUACCUUGGGAACACCCCACAGCCUUGAGAGCCUCCAGAGGAACACACAACACCUUAAUCCAGAGGCAUGCAGUAUCUCUUCCAAGGCAAGUAGUGGCUACGAAGCUGAUGAGGAAAGCAGCAAGGCCAGUCUGGUUAACAGCAAGCAAUCUGUGCGGCUAACUAAGCGGCUCACCACCAAGAUAGACAGCACCCACAGCAGUGAGCAGUCCAUCAAUUCCCAUCCAGGUGCAUUAAAGAUUCAAAGGCUGAACAGUCAAGGCCAGGACACCCAGCAGGCUGGAGGGGAAAAGUAA